AUGACGACGACGCAGGGGGCCCCUGCUGGCAGCGACAAGGCCUCACCAGUUCACUCUAGCGUGUCUCCAGCCAAAUCCCAAGACCUCGACACCGGCGACCCAAUCAUCGCCGCUGCCGGCAGCGGCCCCGUCGCUCAAGCAAGGGGCCGGAACAAGCUGACGCUUUUCCCUCUAAUCUUCCUCAUAUUCUUCGAGGUCGCUGGCGGGCCAUACGGCGCUGAGCCGGCGGUGCUGGGUCACUUGUGUUUUUGCAGAAAGAACGACUUCUUGGUGUUCCCCCUCGUCAACACGCUGUUCUGGAACCCUCCAUAG
Molecule: messenger RNA, 312 nt
Organism: Miscanthus lutarioriparius
Lineage: Eukaryota; Viridiplantae; Streptophyta; Magnoliopsida; Poales; Poaceae
Source: the annotation of a GenBank genome assembly